AUGUCACACGAAAGUGAAUCUGUGGAUAUUAAAUCAUCUGCACCAAUCCUACUUGAAACUCACACUGAGAAAUCCGAUGGAAUUCCUUCCAGAUCACCAUCUGAUGAACUUAGUAAACUAAGACCAGAGGACCGCUCAAGAAACCAGAGCUUUUCUAUCAGAAAUAUGCAGGUGUCCAGAAGCCAAAUGAAGGAAUACAGAGAAGCCUUUAGGCUGUUUGACAAAGACGGCGAUGGCAGUAUAACAAAAGAGGAAUUGGGCAGAGUGAUGAGGUCGUUGGGACAAUUUGCUCGUACUGAAGAACUUAAACAGAUGCUUCAAGAAAUCGAUGUCGAUGGUGAUGGUAAUGUUAGUUUUGAAGAAUUUGUAGAUAUAGCUUGGUCGGCAAGCUCAGGACGUGAUCCGAAUCACACUAUAUCUUUGGAGGAAGAAGAAAAAGAGCUAAGAGAUGCCUUCCGUGUAUUUGAUAAACACAACAGAGGCUAUAUCUGCUCUUCAGACCUCCGAGCCGUUUUGCAUUGUCUUGGAGAAGACUUAUCUGAAGAAGAAAUUGAAGAAAUGAUUAAAGAAGUUGAUGUAGAUGGAGAUGGACGAAUAGACUUUUAUGAAUUCGUUAACGCUUUGGGCGAACCAGGCAAUGAGGAUAGCUACGAUGAUGACGAUGACGAUUACUUAUCAUUUUAUAACUAA
Diabrotica balteata is the source of this 690-nucleotide messenger RNA. NCBI's taxonomy places the organism in Eukaryota, Metazoa, Arthropoda, Insecta, Coleoptera, Chrysomelidae. The record is from the annotation of a GenBank genome assembly.